UCCAAGGAGUUGGCAACGCGUUGACUGUCAAAAUAUUCUUGUUUUUGUUUGCAAAUCGCAGCAAAAUAUUAAAGGCGUAGAAUUUCACAACUCUAUAUCAUAUAAACAGUAAUUUUGAUAUAUCAAAAUAAUGUCUUUAACUCGUGCAUCUAAAUUGCUCCAAUCUAGAUUGACACGUAUUCAAAGUGUCCCAACAGUAUUUUAUCAUGAAAACGUUGUGGAACAUUAUGAGAACCCAAGAAAUGUAGGCUCACUUGACAAGAAAGAUCAAAGGGUGGGUACAGGUUUAGUUGGUGCGCCAGCUUGCGGCGAUGUCAUGAAGCUUCAAAUCAAAGUUGAUGAAAAUGGUAAAAUUAUCGAUGCAAAAUUUAAAACCUUUGGUUGUGGUUCAGCAAUUGCUAGUAGUUCUUUAGCAACAGAAUGGGUAAAAGGCAAAACUAUUGAUGAAGCCGGAAAAUUAAAGAAUACCGACAUAGCUAAAGAGUUAUGUCUUCCCCCAGUAAAAUUGCAUUGUUCUAUGCUUGCUGAGGACGCUAUAAAAGCAGCACUUGCCGAUUAUAAAAUAAAACAACAAAAGAAUGAUUAAAAAUUUAAUCAAAAAUGUUAUUAACGAAUUAGUUGUAGUUUACGAGCGUUAAAUGGAAGAUAAACAUUUAAGGGCUGAGAUUAUCAGAACUGCAUCUUCCGGCUUUUGUUAUGCUUUAAAUACUUAUAACAAUGCAUAAAAUUGUAUCCUUAUGAAAUGUUGCACCAUGGAAGUCAGCUUUAAUUUGGGAACUGUAAUAGAGUAUAAUCGUAUGCAAGUUGAAAUAGAAAUAUGUCUAUGUUGAAAAUAUGUGAUGGAAUGAGAAACUAUAUUUAAAUACUAAGAUUAUUACACAAUAAACGUAUCGAAAUAAAUUUAUUUCUUCAAUUUAA
Bactrocera dorsalis (oriental fruit fly) is the source of this 918-nucleotide messenger RNA. It is a transcript of the gene IscU, whose product is annotated as iron-sulfur cluster assembly scaffold protein IscU. Gene Ontology annotation, biological process: iron-sulfur cluster assembly; intracellular iron ion homeostasis. The coding region runs from base 131 to 586 and encodes 151 amino acids. Gene Ontology annotation, molecular function: 2 iron, 2 sulfur cluster binding; ferrous iron binding. NCBI's taxonomy places the organism in Eukaryota, Metazoa, Arthropoda, Insecta, Diptera, Tephritidae. The record is from RefSeq and is a predicted model, not a curated record. Gene Ontology annotation, cellular component: mitochondrial matrix; cytoplasm. The transcript has 3 exons.